UUUGUGCUUCUCAACGUUUCCCUUCACCAAGGGUUGACCUCAACACCGGAUCCCCGGCAACACCCGAACGACAUAUUUUGAGGGAACCAAUCUGCUCUUGUUUCGCUUGCCUUCACGACGGAACCAGGAUGGGGACCCGAGAGGCCAGCCAUGCUGGAUCGUGGUACGAUGACGACGCAGACGUGCUCUCCUCUCAGCUCGACGACUUCCUGAACCGCGUUCCGGCAACCUUGAACAACAACAAUCUUCCGAUUCCCGGUGCUAGGGUGAUCAUCGCUCCACACGCUGGAUACUCGUAUUCGGGGCCCUGCGCCGCCUGGGCGUACAAGGCCCUCGAUCUUCGGUCGGCGAAACGCGUCUUCAUUCUCGGGCCAUCUCACACCUACUACUUGCGAGGAUGUGCCCUCACGACCUUCGACAAAUAUGAAACUCCGUUCGGAGACCUCGUUGUCGACAAGGCCACGACAUCCGAACUCAAGCGAACUGGCCGGUUCUCGAAUAUGCCGCCGGGACGUGACGUUGAUGAGCACUCUCUUGAGAUGCAUAUCCCGUAUCUCUGGAAACGACUGGAGCAGACCUUUGGCAGCGACAGCACUACAUACCCACCCAUCGUUCCCAUACUUGUGGGUGACGGGUCUGAAGAGGAGGAGAAGUCUUUUGGGGAGCUCCUCUCGCGGUACUUGAAAGACCCGGAAACUGCCUGGAUUGUCUCGUCCGACUUCUGCCAUUGGGGGUCACGGUUCAGCUAUCGACCGGAGUUCCACCAGGGCUCGAUUCGGAACCUAGACGCCCCGAGAAGUCAGGGGUCGAAACGCGACGUUGUGCAGGCCGCGCCGGAUUGGAGCAAGGUUGCUGAGGAUCCCGGUGCCCCGCAGAUACACGAGGUCAUCAAGGCCCUCGACCAGAUGGCCAUGGAUGCGGUGGAAUCUGGCACGCACAGCGAGUUCUACAAGGUCAUCCAGGAUACCCACAAUACCGUCUGUGGGAGACAUCCCAUCGGCGUCAUCAUGGCGGCUUUGGAGUUGGUAGCGAAGGAACAGGGACUGCAGGAGGGGAAGGGCAAGUUCAGGUUCAUUCAAUACCAGAGGAGCAACCUGGUCAAGAAGCACUGGGACUCCAGUGUGAGCUAUGCGUCGGCCUAUGCGGUUAUCUGACGAGCCUCGCGGGAUGGAAACAGACCAUGGCGGCGGUUCCUUUUUGCUUCGGCCGAGCGGGCGCCGGUUAGACGGCUCAUAGAGGGCACGGCUGUUCAUGUUCACUACCCUACCUCUACCUCGGCGGGUCACAUUCUCGGAUGAGGUCACAUCGGCCAGGGGUAGAGCUCA
This is a messenger RNA of Thermothielavioides terrestris NRRL 8126, 1325 nucleotides long. RefSeq lists its product as uncharacterized. The transcript is spliced from 2 exons. The record is from RefSeq and is a predicted model, not a curated record. The coding region runs from base 129 to 1154 and encodes 341 amino acids. NCBI's taxonomy places the organism in Eukaryota, Fungi, Ascomycota, Sordariomycetes, Sordariales, Chaetomiaceae.